CCGCUCCUCAGCCAGCCUCAGACGCUAUGAGCUGGUCCGGGUCGGCGGAGGCUGCGGACUUUGCGAGAGCGGAUGGAGUCGGCGUCCGGGCGUAGCCGAGGGAGAGCGGCCACGAUGUGGCUCAGCGCCCAGUGAGCCCCCGCCCCCUCCCCCCUCCCGUCACCAGGAGCCCCCGAGGCGGGCGGGACAUGAGGCAGAGCGCCCGUGGAGCCGGAGCUGGAGUGGGAGCGGAGCCGGAGCGCAGCCUGAAGUCCCCGGAGCCCGGUGCAGCGAGCCGCCGGCCGCCCGUUCUCAGCAUGCUGAGCGCUCAUAUCCUGCACUCGGACUACAUGCAGCCGGUACCGGCCGCGCCGCUCAGCCCGAUCGAGCUGGAUGCCAAGAAGAGCCCGCUGGCCCUGCUGGCUCAGACCUGCUCGCAGAUCGGAAAGCCCGACCCUCAGCCGUCCGGCAAGCUGGGCUCGGUGGCCCCCAGCGAGAAGGAACCGCCCCGCUCUGUCGGCUCCCUGAAGUUGGGGGAGGCGGGAGCCGAGGACAAGUCCAGCUUCAAGCCCUACUCCAAGGUGGGAGAAGGCACCGAGGGAGGUGCAGACAAGGCUGGGUUCCGGGCGCCGGGCGGCCCUUGCCAGUCCUUCCCGGGCCGGCCGCCCUCCCUGCCAGCCCCCAGCCCCUCAGCACACGUUGACCCCAAGGCUGGGGAGGCGGAGGAGAGGAAUGAGGCUGAGAGCAGAGCGUGCCAGGAACGUUCCCCCGUCAGCACCUCCCACAGCAGAGCCGAGCCCGGCCAGCCUAGGGACACACCCAGUGUGGCUAAAGGGGAGGUCAGCGGAGGGGGCGGUGGCCUGGUGUCCGGCCACGUGGCCCCCGUCUCACCGUACAAGCCAGGACACUCCGUCUACGCUCUGCCCCCCUCCAGCAUGGGUUACCCGGCGUCGAUAGUGGGCACCUACUCCCCAGCCUUCCCCUCUCCGCUGGUGGGCAGUGUGGAGCCCAAGCCGGCCGUGGUGGGGGGCUCACUGACCGGCUGCCCUCCCCUCUCUGCCGGCAAGUCAGCCAACUCCAGUCCACUGACCGGGGCCUCGCCCCCCUCCUUCAUCCAGGGGCUCUGCCGGGACCCCUACUGCCUGAGCUAUCACGGGACCCCCCCGCUCGGAACCACCGGCUGCUCGUCCUGCCUCCCCGACCCCACCUCCCUGAAGGCUGGGUUCCCGCUGGUAUACCCGUCAGCCCCGCUGCCCUCGCCAGUCCUCAGCACUGUCUCCACACCCCCCCUGUACACCUACGGCUUCAUGCUGCACAGCGACCCCCGGCCCCAUGCCUGCAACUGGGUGUCGGCAAGCGGACCCUGCGAGAAACGGUUUGCCACCUCCGAGGAGCUGCUCGGGCACCUGAGGAACCACACCGCCUUGCCCGUAGCCGACAAGCUGUUGGCGCACUACCCCUCACCCGCCCCCUGCGGGCUCCACCUCCCUCAGGGCCCACCCGGGAGCCCCAGUGGGCUGUCGCUGCGUAGCCCACACAGUCUGCCCCUGGGCAGGUACCACCCCUAUGGCAAGAGCCACCUGCCUACGCCCAGCAGUACGGCACUCAGCCUGCCCGUCACCAACCCGUAUUACUCCCCAUACUCCUUCUACGGACAACAGCUGACCUCCGCGUCCACCUUGGGAUACCAGUGAAAACGCGCGUGUCCCGGCGUUUCUGGGAAGGGCAGGGGUUGCCCCUCUUUCUCUGGCCUUAGUCAGGACGGACUCAGCACUCAAACCAGGUAUGUUAGCUCGGGCCGCAGACUGUCCAACGUCACAAUUUCACCACUUCCCUAACGAUGAAUGCAAUGUACAUACCAAACGGUCGGGGGUUUUUUGCGACAAGUUCUCUUAUUUAAAAAUAUUUUUCAUUCUGUUUCCUGUGGGAAGGGCGGGAGUUGAAAUGCAUGUUUUAGUAAUCCCUCAUUCUGUUCUCUUUGGAGAUUUUUCCCUUAUUUUUAACCUGUACAAUGGAGAUGUAAUAUUUUUUUGUAUUGUAUUUCAAAGGGGAUGAUAAAUAUGAUGGCAGGGCUAUCCGAGAUGUGGGACGUCUUAUUUUGUUAUUAAAUGAGAGCCUGAUUAUA
Molecule: messenger RNA, 2104 nt
Organism: Hypanus sabinus (Atlantic stingray)
Lineage: Eukaryota; Metazoa; Chordata; Chondrichthyes; Myliobatiformes; Dasyatidae
Product: zinc finger protein 703-A-like
Exons: 2
Coding region: 189-1673 (494 amino acids)
Biological process (GO): negative regulation of DNA-templated transcription
Cellular component (GO): nucleus
Source: RefSeq, a predicted model, not a curated record